AUGUCUGCCACACACUUUGAAGCCGCUUCAGAACGUGUGGAGGGCGCUGUUCAUGUCCUGCUCAUCGCUACCGGAAGUGUUGCAUCCGUCAAGGCACCAUUGAUUGUGUCUGAGCUUCUCAAGUAUGAGAACGUCCGAGUCGAGGUCAUUGCGACAGAUGCAUCGCUGACUUUCUUCGACCAGGAAGAGAUACUCGACGCUGGCUUGCGUGUUUGGACGGAUGAAGAUGAGUGGAAGGACGGAUACAAAAUCGGUGAUCCUAUUCUACAUAUCGAACUGAGAAGAUGGGCAGAUGUUGUCCUGAUUGCACCGUGUUCGGCCAAUACUCUUGCGAAGAUGGCAGGCGGACUCUGCGACAACCUCGCUACUUCUGUUCUUCGUGCAUUAGCACCGACUACUCCAACAUAUGUCUUUCCAGCUAUGAAUACAUUUAUGUACGAACAUCCGUUGACAUCGGAGCACAUUCGCGUCGUCAAAGAAGUACUCCGGUAUGAAGUAUUUGGACCUAUCGGGAAAAAUCUUGCAUGUGGAGACGUCGGUUUGGGAGCUAUGCUGGAAUGGAAAGACAUUGUUAACAUUGUUGUACGCCGGUUUCGCCUUAAGCAGAGAUAG
Molecule: messenger RNA, 612 nt
Organism: Fomitiporia mediterranea MF3/22
Lineage: Eukaryota; Fungi; Basidiomycota; Agaricomycetes; Hymenochaetales; Hymenochaetaceae
Product: flavo protein
Exons: 4
Coding region: 1-612 (203 amino acids)
Biological process (GO): coenzyme A biosynthetic process
Cellular component (GO): phosphopantothenoylcysteine decarboxylase complex
Molecular function (GO): FMN binding; phosphopantothenoylcysteine decarboxylase activity
Source: RefSeq, a predicted model, not a curated record